Nestor notabilis (Kea) is the source of this 1343-nucleotide messenger RNA. It is a transcript of the gene RCN2, whose product is annotated as reticulocalbin 2, EF-hand calcium binding domain. The transcript has 5 exons. Gene Ontology annotation, cellular component: endoplasmic reticulum. The record is from RefSeq and is a predicted model, not a curated record. Gene Ontology annotation, molecular function: calcium ion binding. Lineage: Eukaryota; Metazoa; Chordata; Aves; Psittaciformes; Psittacidae. The annotation marks the transcript as partial.
AUGAGCUGAGCUCCUGGAUACAGCAGUCUUUUAAACAUUAUGUUACACAAGAAGCUAAGCAACACUUCAACGACUAUGACAAAGAUGGUGAUGGAUUACUUUCUUGGAAGGAGUACAAUAUGCAAAUGUACGAUCGUGAAAUUGAUUUUGAUGAGAACUCUGUCCUGGAGGAUCAGGAAGAAGAAUCAUUUCGACAGGAGAAAAAGCGUUUUGAAAAAGCUAAUAGAGAUGAUGUUCCUCAUCUAAAUGUGGACGAAUUCGUUGCUUUUGAACAUCCUGAAGAAGUGGAGUAUAUGACGGACUUUGUUAUUCAGGAGGCUUUAGAAGAACAUGAUAAAGAUGGUGACGGAUUUGUUAGCCUGGAAGAAUUCCUUGGUGAUUACAGAAGAGACCCAACUGCAAGGGAAGAUCCAGAAUGGAUACUUGUGGAGAAGGAUCGGUUUGUGAAUGACUAUGACAAGGAUAAUGAUGGAAAACUUGACCCUCAAGAGCUGUUGUCUUGGAUAGUGCCUAAUAAUCAGGGUAUUGCCCAAGAGGAGGCUCUUCACCUUAUUGAAGAAAUGGAUUUGAAUGAUGAUAAAAAGCUUUCUGAAGCAGAAAUUCUUAAGAACCAAGAUUUGUUUCUUAACAGUGAAGCAACGGAUUAUGGUAGGCAGCUUCAUGAUGAACGUUUCUACCAUGAAGAACUUUAGAGUAUUUAUUUUGUAAUCUGUUUUUCUUUCCUUUGUUUCAUUUGGAGCUUUUGUUAAAAGCACCCAUCAGCUAUGUUGCAAGUUUUACGCUGUAAUUACAGUACACUAAUGUUUGUGUAAAUAAUUUGCAUUCAAAAUUUAAUUGCCCUCCUGCAGAUUUCCUUGGGCCUUUUCUAGCCUUCAGCAUUCAUCUGAAAUACUUACUUGCAGAAUUACACAGCGUUGGGAAAUAAGUUACUUCAGAGGUAGUCCUGUGUUGUGAAGAGUUGUUCUACUGUACUUGAAAGAAAUGGAGAUUCUAAAUGAUUCUGACAGAAUGCAAACCGGUAACUGAGUGACUACUAUGUUUUCUAACCAGUUUAAUUCGGGCGGAGAGUGGGGAAGAUGGGAGGAUCUUUAGAGACAGUAUUAACUGUGUUUUACUUAAUACCUUUGGAGAAACACAUAGAUUAAUGCCUCAAUUGUUUUAAGAGGUUUCUACUUGAUUUUCAGUGGUUUCUAUACUGUGUUUUAUUGUAUCAUAAAACUUGCUAUUUUUACAUCUAUAGACAUUAAUUGGGUUUGAUGUACAAUUUACAGCCUUAGCAAUACAGUGGUAUUUUACAGUGUUAAAACCCUCUUCGUUUGUUGGAUUAAAACUUAAAAUAUUCU